This is a messenger RNA of Elaeis guineensis (African oil palm), 1700 nucleotides long. Its product is annotated as serine/threonine-protein phosphatase PP-X isozyme 2. Lineage: Eukaryota; Viridiplantae; Streptophyta; Magnoliopsida; Arecales; Arecaceae. The record is from RefSeq and is a predicted model, not a curated record. Gene Ontology annotation, molecular function: protein serine/threonine phosphatase activity.
UUUGAGCCACCUCCAAAUGCCAGACUGCCCCACGCUCAUUCGCGUUCUCAAGCGAUCACGUCUACCAGCGAACGGAGUGGAGGCGGGAGGUACCGUCACCGCCCAACUUUACCGGUCAGGGUCACCGCACCAUGCUGGAUCCCGUCACCGGAGGUACGAGUACUCCAGAUCCAUAUAAAUAGUCCCCCGUCACUGAACCAUCGAGGCGCAGUGGCGGAGCCUCUGAGCGAGGCCGCCGAGGGAGUAAUCGAGGGCUUGGGCGAGAGGGGGGAGAGCGAUGUCGGACUUGGACCGGCAAAUAGAGCAGCUGAAGCGAUGCGAACCGCUCAAAGAGUCGGAGGUGAAGGCGCUGUGCCUCAAGGCCAUGGAGAUCCUCGUCGAGGAGAGCAACGUACAGAGGGUCGAUGCCCCCGUCACCAUAUGUGGAGACAUUCAUGGACAGUUUUAUGACAUGAAAGAGCUGUUCAAAGUUGGAGGCGACUGUCCAAAGACUAAUUACUUGUUUCUAGGGGAUUUUGUUGACCGAGGAUUUUAUUCUGUUGAGACGUUUCUGCUUUUGCUAGCAUUGAAGGUUAGGUAUCCAGACCGUAUAACUCUCAUACGAGGAAAUCAUGAGAGCCGGCAGAUCACACAGGUUUAUGGAUUCUAUGAUGAGUGUCUCCGCAAAUAUGGGUCAGUAAAUGUAUGGAGAUAUUGCACAGAUAUAUUUGACUUCCUAAGCCUAUCAGCACUCAUUGAGAACAAAAUUUUUAGUGUCCAUGGAGGGCUAUCUCCUGCCAUUACAACGUUAGAUCAGAUUCGAACUAUAGACCGGAAGCAGGAAGUACCUCAUGAUGGGGCCAUGUGCGAUCUUCUAUGGUCAGAUCCAGAAGAUGCUGUUGAUGGUUGGGGUUUAAGUCCUCGGGGUGCAGGCUUCCUGUUUGGUGGGAAUGUGGUUACCUCCUUUAAUCACUCAAACAACAUUGAUUACAUAUGUCGUGCACAUCAACUAGUGAUGGAAGGAUAUAAAUGGAUGUUUAAUAACCAGAUUGUAACAGUCUGGUCCGCUCCAAAUUACUGUUACAGAUGUGGCAAUGUGGCUGCCAUCCUUGAGCUGGAUGAGAACCUAAACAAGCAGUUUCGUGUAUUUGAGGCUGCACCACAUGAAGCAAGAGGCGUUCCUUCUAAGAAACCAGCCCCUGAUUACUUCCUCUGAUAUCAUUCCUGAGAACUCACCUUUCCCUCUCUUUCAAUUGGUGGUACACAAGCUCGUCAGAUUUUCUUCUUGCUGAUACGAGCUCUUACAACUGUGCUGUUGCAUGCAAGACUUAUCCGGAGUACAAGUAUCCAUGGUUGAGAGUUGCUUUUGGACUGUAAAUUGUUUAGAACUGGUUGGUUUUCCACAAUGUCUGGCCUUCCUGUAUAUGAAUAUGAAUCCUGUUUGGUGAGAAACAUGUACCCUUAGUGGCACCAGUUCCGUAAUUUUCUUACACAGUUCUGGUGGAGAGGCAGCGCAUGGAUUAGAGGAAGCCAUUCUAAAUUUCAGCGAAGUAACAAUGCUGCACGUUGUAGAGGUGUUUUUAUUUGUGUCCUGCAUUACUUGGCCUAUAUGGCAUUUUCAAAAGAGAUCUGCUGUUGCUCAGGCUAGAUGGGAUUUUGUAUUUGUGUUUAUCAAAACUUUAUUUACCUUCACAAAACUUAGUUGAUUACGUCUGAUUUCA